AUGUCGGUUCCUCGUGCGCGGCUACUCGAACUUAUGAGGGCUCGGUGCGAGCUCUUCUCAACAACAUUCAACCCCGAGGGCGUCCGCACCGGUAACAAAAUCCUUCGACAACGGCUUAAGGGCUCUGCGCUGGCGUCAUAUUACCCCCCGAAGAUUAUGAAUACUUCCCAAUUUCAGAAGAAAUUUGAACAUCUCCAGCUUGAGGUUGAGGAUGAGGAGGAGGUUGACCGCCUGGAUCACAUUGCUGCUCUCAAAGCGCGUGGGAAAUCGGCGCCGAAAAAGAAGAGGGUCGCCGACGCACCAACUCCGGGCAAGAAGAAAAAAUAG
This is a messenger RNA of Dichotomopilus funicola, 327 nucleotides long. RefSeq names its product mitochondrial ribosomal subunit S27-domain-containing protein. The record is from RefSeq and is a predicted model, not a curated record. The transcript has 4 exons. Gene Ontology annotation, cellular component: mitochondrion. Bases 1 to 327 code for a protein of 108 amino acids. NCBI's taxonomy places the organism in Eukaryota, Fungi, Ascomycota, Sordariomycetes, Sordariales, Chaetomiaceae.